AUGGUGGCCGAUUGCGGAACAAAGACUUUCGCUGUGCGCGACUUCGCUGCCACUGUGAGCACCAUUUUCUGCAAAAGAUUACAGAAGGCAUCGUGUGCCCAACAACUGGUAUCAGGAACCGUCGUACAAUGCGCCGCACGCACCGCGCAUCUAGAGCCCAUAACAACAAUCGACGAGGACGUCUUAAUUAUCAACAGCGCAACAGUUAAUGUGGUGAACCGCACUGGGAACAGUCAAACAGUCACAGGAACCUUCCUGGCUACUUACGACGAAGACGUCUCACUGAACGGCACCCGGUAUGUGAAUCACCGGGGCAUCCUAAGGAAAAAACCUGCCGUGUCCACGUCGGCUGUGGGUAACAUCACCCUCUUCAGAGAGCAUCUGAGCCUUCCAUUUCUGCCCGACCUAAGCCUGAAGAACCUCCGUCAUAUCGGUGGUCUUAGAUCAGAAAUAUCAUCAAGAUCACUUGGCUGCCUUAUCCUCAUCGCCUCAUCGUAG
Messenger RNA from Drosophila montana, 498 nucleotides. RefSeq lists its product as uncharacterized. The coding region runs from base 1 to 498 and encodes 165 amino acids. The record is from RefSeq and is a predicted model, not a curated record. Lineage: Eukaryota; Metazoa; Arthropoda; Insecta; Diptera; Drosophilidae. The transcript has a single exon.